AUGCUGCGCCAGUCCUACCCGCCCAAGCCCAAGUUCAAGGUCGAGGACAUCCCUGACCUCGCUGGCCAGGUGCACGUCGUGACCGGCGCCAACACAGGCGUGGGUAAGGAGAUCGCAAAGGCUCUCCUGAGCAAGAACGCGAAGGUGUAUAUCGCGUCUCGUGACCGCGCCAAGUCCGAGGCCGCGAUCGAGGAGCUGAAGCAGGCGACAGGCAAGGAGGCGUUCUUCAUCCAGCUCAACCUGUCGAAGCUUUCCGACAUUAAGGCUGCCGCGGAGGAGUUCUCCAGCAAGGAGAGCCAGCUGCAUGUGUUGUACAACAAUGCUGGUCUCAUGUUUCCCCCUAUUUCUCAGCUCACAGAAGACGGAUAUGACCUGCAGUGGGGAACCAAUGUGCUCGGCACCUACUACUUCACAAAGCUGCUGCUCCCGACGAUGCUCGAGACCGCGAAGACGGCGCCGGAUGGCAAGGUCCGCGUCGUGACGACGGCCUCGGUCGUGCACUACAUGGUUAAUGGCCUCAACUACAAUACGUUCAAGGACGGCCCUGCCCGCAAGAAGAUGGGCACGCAGAAGCUUUACUACCAAAGCAAACACGGUGAUGUGAUGCUCGCCAAUGAGCUCGCGAGACGCUACGGCGACCAAGGUCUCGUGUCGACCUCGGUGAAUCCAGGAAACCUCAACACCGAACUUGCACGCCACUUGACUAGCUUCCGGCAGUGGUUCCUCAGGACAUUCAUCUCGUACCCCGCGCCGAUGGGAGCGCUGACGUCGCUCUACUGCGGCACGUCGCCGGAAGGCAAUCAGUGGAACGGCCGGUUCUUCGCCCCGUGGGCCAGGGCCGACCAGGCGCAUCCCGCGACGGACGAUGCGAAGGCGGGCCAGGAGCUGUGGAGCUGGCUCGAAGAGCAGGUCAAGGAUGUUUGA
Molecule: messenger RNA, 924 nt
Organism: Coniophora puteana RWD-64-598 SS2
Lineage: Eukaryota; Fungi; Basidiomycota; Agaricomycetes; Boletales; Coniophoraceae
Product: NAD(P)-binding protein
Exons: 8
Coding region: 1-924 (307 amino acids)
Source: RefSeq, a predicted model, not a curated record